AUGGAUAUCCUCUCAGCUCAUAGUCCGAUCAAGUUCGGCUUUCCAUCAUUGAAGCUUUUCACUCUUCCUCCAAGCCAACCUUACAAGCCCACCCCGCGGCCUCCGCCCACCACGUCUUCGCAUGUGCUUGCAAAGUCUCUGUUCCAGAGGAUCAAUAUAGACCCUGGGUUAUUCUAUACCUCUCUUGACAUCAAGUUUGUCCUCACCUUCACCGCGAUAUAUGUUACCACGGUCCUUUACCUGAAUCAAUAUAAUGCUCGCCGACAAUACCGGCCAUGGCGCUUCACCAAGACAUCCACAUUCAAGGCCUUGGUUGUGGCGCAUAACGCCUUCCUUGCCCUAUUCUCGGCAUGGACCUUCGUUUCACUCUUCACCAUCCUAUUCCCUCUUUGGAAUUUGGCCGUCGCAGAAGCGGGGCCUAACUAUUACGCCCAUGUGGCAGAGCUGCUCUGCGAAACGGAUUCUAGUGCAUAUAGAGUGCUUCCAAUCUCGAAAAGUCUUUGGGAAGCAGGAGGCAGUUAUGUUGGCUGGCUCUUUUAUAUCAGCAAGUUCUACGAAGUCAUAGAUACGCUGAUCAUCCUUGCGCGAGGGAAAAGGAGCUCUACGUUACAAACUUACCACCACGCCGGAGUGAUUAUCUGUGGCUGGGCAACAGUGCUCUAUGAGUCUCCAUUGGGUGCUAUUGGGUACACAUACUUCACACUUCAAACACUCGGAAUCUCUGUCCCUGUCAGCUUUAAACGCACUUUGACCAAGCUUCAACUUGCACAGUUCUUCGUCGGCUGGAUCUGGGGCUAUACAUACUUGUUCAUGAGCUAUAAGGUUCCCAUGGAUGUGACUGUCAAAGGCAUCAACAAUGGGUCAACGCCAGCGUUGAAGGCAGGAAUGUCGACCAGUGAGAAUGCAGUCUCGUGCUUGAGUGACAGUGGGGAAGCCUUCACCAUUAUCGUGACGAGCAUCUACAUUAUUCCCCUGAUCUAUCUCUUUGGGCAAUUUUACAUCAAGGCAUACAUGAAGCAGGGCAAGUGA
Molecule: messenger RNA, 1029 nt
Organism: Penicillium cataractarum
Lineage: Eukaryota; Fungi; Ascomycota; Eurotiomycetes; Eurotiales; Aspergillaceae
Product: elongation of very long chain fatty acids protein
Exons: 3
Coding region: 1-1029 (342 amino acids)
Biological process (GO): sphingolipid biosynthetic process; fatty acid elongation, polyunsaturated fatty acid; fatty acid elongation, monounsaturated fatty acid
Cellular component (GO): endoplasmic reticulum membrane
Molecular function (GO): fatty acid elongase activity
Source: RefSeq, a predicted model, not a curated record